Molecule: messenger RNA, 582 nt
Organism: Iphiclides podalirius (scarce swallowtail)
Lineage: Eukaryota; Metazoa; Arthropoda; Insecta; Lepidoptera; Papilionidae
Source: the annotation of a GenBank genome assembly
AUGCUGAAAGUAUGUUGGGAUUGCAUCGUUGGAUCUCGCACAGAAAAUGAACAAGAGCAUACUAUUCAACUGAAUGGUAACACGCAUAGAGCUCCACCGUGGCCAAUAUCUCAGUAUAAUAACGAAAUCAUGUUUAUUUUACCAAAGAAAUUGAGUUCAGGUGAUCAAAUUAAUGUUGCGGGCAACAUGGCAAAUAACCCAAAAGCAUUAACUGUAAGUUUAAUGACGGGAAAUAUGUCACCAGACUACCAAAAUAUAGCAUGCCAGUUGGAAGCUACAUUUCCAUCAAAUCCAAAUAACCCAAACCAAUUGUCUUUGAAAAUUGUUGAAAAUGGAUAUAAUGAGGAAGUUACUGGAGACUAUCAAAGUUUUUUGGCUACUGAGUUGUUUACAGAUUUAAACUUUAAUUUUGGUUUCUCUGUCAGAGUAAAUGGAAAUUAUCAAAGUGGUCACAUCCUAGAUAUUUAUGUUGGAGAAUCAUUUUUGGAACAAGUAAAGUUAAAACACAAUAUAGAGGAUAUCAGAUUCUUAACUCUAAGUGGGGAUAUCACAAAAGUUAAUAAACUGGAUUUUCAAUUUGCA